This is a messenger RNA of Darwinula stevensoni, 901 nucleotides long. The record is from the annotation of a GenBank genome assembly. NCBI's taxonomy places the organism in Eukaryota, Metazoa, Arthropoda, Ostracoda, Podocopida, Darwinulidae.
AAUUUCAAAAUUCAUUGUACCAGCUACAUUCAUCCAUUCUAGACAGUUCUGAAAACUUUUCUCAGCUUUAAAGUGCAACUUGGAAAACUGGGCUCGUAUUUUCAUAGAAGUGGCUCCCUUUACCUGAUCUCAUUAUGCAUUCAUGUUAACUGCUCCUUUCUAAACCCUUGAGGUUAAAACUAAUCGAUCUUGAAGAAAUAAUCAUCAGUUUUUGAUCUUGCUUCUUUCCUCUCAAUUCAACUGUCAACCCUAGACAAAUAUGUACUUGCUCAUGUGACAGGAUAAACACUGGAUUAAAGUUCUGAAAGUAUAGCAAUGAGUGAGUUGCUGAAGUGGGGCACUUCCACUGUGAAAUCUCUGAACCCUGUUAACUGGGGUUUCUGGUCCUAUGACCGUUGCAGCCACUAUGACCCUCAGACCCGUGGGAAGAAGAGUUUUGCACCAUCCUCUCUAAAUGUGGGAGAAGUAGGAGGGUACCCUGGGUUCCUGCACCGUCUGAUGGGUAGCUCAAGAGGGAUCAUGGUGCUGGCAGGGCUGUCUGGUGCAACUGCUGUCAUGUUAGGUGCUUAUGGGGCUCAUGUUUUCCUCCAGAAGCGUGGGACAACAGAUGAAAAGAGGAUUGUCUUUGAGACAGCCAACCGCUACCACUUCCUCCAUUCAAUUGCUCUCCUUGCUGUACCACUCUGUCGACGACCUGGCAUUACAGCAGGACUGAUGGCAUCUGGCAUGGCUAUCUUCUGUGGGACAUGUUACAUCUAUGCCUUCACCAACUGGAACUCUGUUCGCAACAUCACUCCUUACGGGGGAGUCCUUCUCAUCUUGGCAUGGCUUUCAGUGAUGCUGUAAUGUCUGUUUUUUAUAAUUUUUCUGUUACCCAAUAAAACAUUAGGUGUUUUGUUCA